Messenger RNA from Uranotaenia lowii, 888 nucleotides. RefSeq lists its product as uncharacterized. NCBI's taxonomy places the organism in Eukaryota, Metazoa, Arthropoda, Insecta, Diptera, Culicidae. The transcript has 2 exons. The record is from RefSeq and is a predicted model, not a curated record. Bases 166 to 618 code for a protein of 150 amino acids.
UAUUCUCUCGCAGAAUAUUACACAAUCACUCGCAUUUGGAAGCAAAAGGGAACCGCAAUAUUAGCAGUAAUUUUUUCGGUGGUGAUCCGUGGACCGUGAUCUACUCUGGUGGUAUAAAAAUUUUAAAAGUUUUCUACGCCAAACCGUUAAAAGUUGGAAACCAAAAUGACCGACGUCAGCAAAUCGUCUGUCAAGCUCUCGGGUCUCAAGCCCCUCAACAAGGAAAACAUCCUGUACUACUAUAUCCCGCUGCAGAGUAUGGUUAGCUAUGCGGCCCUCUCGGUCAACGUCAUGAACCCAUCGAUCGCCAUCAGAUUAUUGCCGAAGCGGGACGUCACCAACUUCCUGCUGAUUCACACGGUCUUCGGCACCACACUGUACUUCUACAGCCGGCCACAUUUGGCCGCCAUCCCGAGCAAUCGCCGGGCAGCGUACAGCAUUUGCGGAUCGGUCCUGUUCAGCUUCGGGUCGGUGCUGGUUUGGGCCGUGCUCCGGAACGCCAUCCCUCGGAACCAGGGCCUGGCAACGGCACUUGGCCUUUCAUCGGGGCUGGUGAUGGCCAAGUUGACCUACGAUUAUCUGGAGAGCAACGACGAACAGUUGACCAAAAAGAACUAAGAGGUGCUUUUCCAUGUUUGAGUGUUGUAUUUAAAAGUACAUACCCGGAGCUCCGGUACGAUCCAGUGUCAUUUUCUAUUUUUCUAGGAUCAGCUUCUAAACGCUAGAGCAGUUCUGUGUCGUAUUCCAAGCGAACCAUCAUCUCGAGGUGAUCAAAAUUAGAUGUGACCUUUCGGUUAAUUUCCUUAUACACGCAUUCGUUAUUGCUUUAUUCGAGAAAAUUUUUUAAGUCCACUUUAGAAUUCAAUAAAUUAUGUUAAUCCCAGUGAA